AUGAUCCCUCGGUUGCGAGAUAUCUCGCUGGCGUGUCUAGCACUCCUUUCUCUUGCGUCCUUUGGCCACGCCGAAGAGACCAAGAACGACUAUGGCACCGUUAUCGGUAUCGAUCUGGGCACGACCUACUCCGCCGUCGGUGUGCAGCGUGGUGGUCGUGUCGAAAUCUUGGCCAACGACCAAGGUAACCGUAUCACCCCAUCCUGGGUCAGCUUUGGCGACGAUGAGCGAUUGAUCGGUGACGCUGCAAAGAACGCCUACGCUUCGAACCCGGAAAACACUGUCUUCGACGCAAAACGUCUCAUUGGUCGCAAGAUUGACGACCCAGAGGUCAAGAAGGAUAUGAAGCACUGGCCUUUCAAGGUUAUCGAGAAGAACUCUCGACCACACAUUCGUGUCAAGAACAAAGGUGAACUCAAGGACUUUACUCCUGAGGAAAUCUCCGCCAUGGUCCUUACAAAGAUGAAGGAAACCGCCGAAUCGUAUCUUGGUCACCCCGUCACUCACGCCGUCGUUACUGUCCCCGCCUACUUCAAUGACGCUCAGCGUCAGGCUACCAAGGACGCCGGCACGAUCGCUGGUCUCAACGUUCUCCGAAUUGUCAACGAACCGACCGCCGCCGCCAUCGCGUAUGGCCUCGACAAGAAGGGUGGAGAAUCUCAAAUCAUCGUCUACGAUCUCGGAGGAGGAACUUUCGAUGUUUCCCUUCUCUCCAUCGAUGAUGGUGUCUUCGAGGUCUUGGCCACCGCCGGUGACACCCACCUUGGUGGUGAGGACUUUGACAACCGCGUCAUCGACCACUUUGUCAAGCUCUACAAGAAGAAGACUGGUACCGACGUCUCGACCAACCUCCGCGCCAUGGGCAAGCUCAAGCGUGAAGUCGAAAAGGCCAAGCGUACCCUCUCGUCCCAACAGAGCACUCGUCUCGAAAUUGAGAGCUUUGAAAACGGCAACGAUUUCUCUGAGACGCUCACCCGCGCCAAGUUUGAGGAGCUCAACAUGGACCUCUUCAGGAAGACCAUGAAGCCCGUCGAGCAAGUCCUCAAGGAUGCCGGUGUCAAGAAGGAGGAUAUCAGUGACAUCGUCCUCGUUGGUGGUUCGACCCGUAUUCCAAAGGUUCAGCAACUCAUCAAGGAAUUCUUCGGUGGCAAGGAGCCAUCCAAGUCGAUCAACCCCGAUGAGGCUGUCGCCUAUGGCGCCGCAGUUCAAGGUGGUAUCCUCUCUGGCGAAGGUGGUCUCUCCGACGGUGUCCUCCUCAUUGAUGUCAACCCACUCACCCUCGGUAUCGAGACCACUGGUGGUGUCUUCACCAAGCUCAUCCCCCGCAACUCUGUCAUCCCCGCCCGCAAGUCUCAGAUCUUCUCGACCGCCGCUGACAACCAGCCCACCGUCCUCAUCCAAGUCUACGAGGGUGAACGUUCGCUCACCAAGGACAACAACCUCCUCGGUAAAUUCGAGCUCAGCGGUAUCCCACCGGCACCUCGCGGUGUUCCUCAAAUCGAGGUCACCUUCGAGAUUGACGCCAACGGUAUCCUCAAGGUCUCCGCCGCCGACAAGGGUACCGGAAAGUCGGAGAGCAUCACCAUUACCAACGAGAAGGGCCGUCUCAGCCCCGAGGAGAUUGAGCGCAUGGUCAAGGAGGCCGAAGAAUUUGCGAGCGAGGACGAGGCUCAACGCAAACGCAUCGAGGCCCUCAACGCCCUCAGCAGCUUCGUCUAUGGUCUCAAGAGCCAGAUCGCUGACCAAGAGGGUUUGGGAGGCAAGCUCGAGACCGAGGACAAGACGAGCCUCAACACGAUCAUCAAGGAGACCACUGAGUGGAUUGAUGAGAAUGGUAGCAGCGCAACGGUCGAAGAGCUCGAGGAGAAGCUCCAAGCUGUUCAGCAAGUUGUGAGCCCCAUCACCUCCAAGCUCUACAGCCAAUCUGGUUCGGAAGAGCCAUUGACCGGCCACGACGAGCUUUAA
Molecule: messenger RNA, 1965 nt
Organism: Serendipita indica DSM 11827
Lineage: Eukaryota; Fungi; Basidiomycota; Agaricomycetes; Sebacinales; Serendipitaceae
Source: the annotation of a GenBank genome assembly